UGUCCACUAGGUGGCAGCUUGCAGAGCCACUGCGCAUGCUCGACUGCAGUUACUCAACAAACAUGGCGGCGUUUAGUUUGGCAGCAGUUAGAACACUGAACGGUGUCCUCCUUGUUCCCGGCCGGUGGCUCCUCACUCAGAGCGGUCAAACCCCGGCAGUGUGUCGAACAUGUCGGCUACAUGUGUCCCCUGCUGCCUCCCUGUGCAGCUCCAGGACGGAGCCUCCGAGGAGCAGUAGCCAAACACCCCGACCAGAGGACAGCAGAGCCGGGGAGGAGGAACCGGAGGGCCCUGAGUACAUCCCAAGGAGGAAGGCCAAGAACCCCAUGAUUAAAAUUGGCUAUGCAUGGAUGAUCGGCCUCCCUACAGGUAUAAUCGGCUUCUUCCUGGCCAAGAGACAAGUGGACAAAAACCGACUGCAGCAGCUGAAGAUCAGACAGAGGAUGAAAAGAUCGAAUGAAGGCGACUAUGAAGGAAGCCGCUACAAUGUUCCCUCUAAUUUUCCAUGAGUCUGAGCAAACACACAAACUCCCUGAGCGUCCCUUGGACCACUGUGAGCAACAUCAGACGUGUGCACUGUGGUCACACCAGCAUCACAUCCAUUCAAGUUACAUGGUUCAUUAAAAGAAUCAAAUUACAGCAUUUACAUUUCUGUUAAAACACUUUGUCAACAGGAGCCAGUUGAAGGCUGCAGUGAUUUUAGUGACACUACAAUGUAUAAGAGUGAAGUUAUUGAAUAUUUGUCUCUCUUUACUGUUGCAGCGGUUUUGCAAAUUACAGACGGACCCUGUUCACUCCAUAGACACCAAUGUUAUUCCUGUAGCUUGAAAGACAGCUACUUUUGAUAAAACUGGGCUUGUAGCACAUUGUCUGCCUUGCAACAAUGGGAAAGAGGCACCGUUUAUGUUUUGACAACCUAUAUCUAAUGAGUUAUUGAUGCUGGAAGUCUGAAUCUGUGAAUAUCUUUCCAACUUUACUGAACUUGGGGCCACUACCACCUAAGGAGUGAUAUAUUUAAUUUUGAAAGAAGCAUUUAGCCAUACUUAAAGCUUUAAGUGCUUUAUUAACACGGAACUAAAAAUUUUGUAUUGUUUUAUUAUCACAGGUUCUGUCUGAAAAGAGGUGGCAUCAUUUUAAACAGUGAAAUCAAACUAACAAAAUGUAAUGAUCAACCAGUGAGCAAUACUGGAUUCUGCAAAAACAUAAACAACUUUUUUAAAAAAAAUCUAAAUCUUAUCUUAACACAGUUAAUGUAUUAACUUAUUUUUGUGUGUAUGCAUGUAUUUAUUGAUUUAUUUAGUACUGUUAACAUAUCAGAGUUCUGAGUGAAUUUUUCUUAAGAUAGACAAAGGCCAUUUAUUGAUUACAUAUAGGCUCUUAAAUGUUUAUUAAAAACUAAAAAGCAUUUUAAAGAAAACAACUUAGGCAUUUAUUGAGUCACUAAAAUACUGUAGAGUACAGACCACAUCAGCAUGAUUAUAAGCAUCCUCUGGUAAAUUAACAACCAGAUACUGAUGUCUCUCACCAUAUGGACUUCAGGAGAUGACUGGGGGAUGAUAAACUGUGACCUACUGGUUGGGUUCUCUCUGUUCUCAUGUUUCUUACAUGUUUGUCCCCUGACAGCCGGGUCCUAAUGUUUUUUGAGCAACACACCAUACUAUGACGUUUUUACAAUGAUGGUUCUACUAUGGAACCAGUUUGACAUGUUCAGGUGUUCUUUGUGUGAAAACUCAGAGAUUUCAGGUAUCAGAAGGUGGUUUUCAACUUUCUUUGUUAACUUUCUGCUUCAACUAAAUUUCCUUCACUAACCCAGCCCUCUGGACUUCCAGUAAGCUGUGUUCCUAUUGGCUGUCCAGGUGGCUGCUUGGUGUUAUCAGGAACACCUGAGCAGCUCAGUGUCUUCCUGCUUUAUUUAGCUGCAGACAAACAUUUCCUCUGCUUCUCUUCACCACAGAACUGGGUUUGGCUCCAUUGCUUUAGUUUGUUGUUUAGGCGUUGGCUUGCAGCUUCCAGCAGUAAAAUAGACUUUAAUGUGUUUCUUGGUGUGUUUUAGGGCUUUGUACUGGAUAGUUGUCUUGGUACAUGUGGUUCUUUAGCCACAGUUAGCACAUGGUGCUAAUGUGUGCAGUGAUUAGUGGAUUUGGUGCAGCUGAGUUGUGUCUUUAUCUUGGCUGUAGUGAGUCUUCAGAGGUUUUUGGUCAGACACAUUCUGUAUUCUUGUUUGUGAACCAACGUUGGUUGUCCAGAAGGUAAGAGUUCCUGUCCUGAUUCUCUGUUCUCAGAGGUUCUCUGGUAGGCUGCAGGAGACUUUAGUGUUUGGGUUGUGCUAGUUUGGUUUUUGUAUGGUUUCAUUUGGACGACUAUCUUGAGGCCCCUCCGUGUGGUUUAGUGAGGUUUUCUGGAACAGUUCUACAAAGCAACCUGCAGCAGAAGAGACUUUGAGAGUUUUUAGGAAGUUCUGGAGGCCAGACUUUAUAGCAGCAGAAACAUUUGUCAGCAGUUUGAGCAGGAGAAGGUGAGCUUCAGAGUAGAAAUGAGACAGAAACCUUCUUGACCCGUAUGGUGAGGUCCUGUACCAAGAGUUUGAGCAGGUUGUGAAGAGUCUGUAGUUCUUUGGUCUGAAAGCACAAGAAGAGUCGACUCAUUAAAGGAGAAAACAGGAGAUAUUGUUGGUUCUUCUGUCGCUCUGCAGUUUCCAGUUUCCUUAGACUGAAUAUCAAGUUUAUAUUUUAAAUGAUUUCCCAUGUGAGCCCAAGAAGACUUCAAUAAACUCCCUCCAUCCCCUGGACACAACACAUUUUAUUACGAUGUUCUUUUUUGUUUGUAUGUUUUUGAGUUUUACUCAUAGUUUUAGCAUAGUUUUUUCUCUUUGCUUGUUUAGUUUUAUUAUCUGUGUGAAAGGUGCUAAACAAAUAAAGUUGAAUUGAUAAACUGAAUAA
Messenger RNA from Amphiprion ocellaris (clown anemonefish), 2939 nucleotides. Its product is annotated as DUF4748 domain-containing protein. Lineage: Eukaryota; Metazoa; Chordata; Actinopteri; Pomacentridae. The transcript is spliced from 3 exons. The record is from RefSeq and is a predicted model, not a curated record. Bases 36 to 509 code for a protein of 157 amino acids.